Molecule: messenger RNA, 1835 nt
Organism: Cryptomeria japonica (Japanese cedar)
Lineage: Eukaryota; Viridiplantae; Streptophyta; Pinopsida; Cupressales; Cupressaceae
Product: amino acid transporter AVT1H
Exons: 3
Coding region: 193-1677 (494 amino acids)
Cellular component (GO): plasma membrane
Source: RefSeq, a predicted model, not a curated record
UUAAGAAAGAAACAAUCAAGUCUGGUGUUUUAUGUGUGUAUAUAAAACAGCAUCAACAGAUGGCGUUGUAUAGUGUAGACAUGACUGCAGUACCGUAAGGGAGAGUGUGAUUGAGUACUAGUGCCCAGAAGAAGAAGGAAGAGGAAAGAAAAAUAUUUAAAAUCUUCUCUGGUUAUAGGACAUUCUUUAGAAAUGCUUAAUAAUAAGGUUCAUGAAAUGAGCAUUGCAAAGAAUGAUGUGGGCCGUCGUCUGGCCAGAUUAUGUGAUUCUUGGCCCUUCUCAAUCUGUAGAGUCUCAGCAAAUGAGACCUCUAAUGGGAAUAAUGGCAGAGAUGAGCGUAAUUGCAGUAAAGUAUCUGAUAUUUCUCAAUCUGAAAAACUAGAUGGAAUAGAGUCCUUCAGUCAUAGUAAUCAUAUCUCCAUUCAAAUGAAGUUGGCCGACGAGGAUUCAAAGGAAAUACUGCAGAUGCCAUUGGGCACCAGCUCUGUCUUUCGUACUACCGUCAAUUUAUUGGGCAUCAUGUUAGGUCUUGGAUUGCUUUCAACCCCAUAUGCUCUAGAGGAAGGAGGGUGGAUGAGCCUGGGAGUAUUGUUUGCAUUGGCACUAAUUUGCAGUUACACAGCAUUUGCUUUAGCUGGAUGCCUGGAUUGUGAUCCAAAGGUCUUAAAUUAUCAGGAUAUAGGAAACCAGGCUUUUGGAAUGAAGGGACGAUUGGUAGUCUCUACGUUCUUAUAUGUGGAGAUAAUAUUCAUAGCAAUUGGAUACACAAUAUCUCUGGGGGACAAUGUAGCUGCCAUUUUCGUGGACACCCAGUUGAAUGUUUCAUCCUGGUUACAUUUAACUACACCUAGAUUUCUGACAAUUAUAGCUGUUUUAUUUGUCCUGCCAACUCUGUGGGUUAGAGAUCUCAGAUCAAUUUCAUUUCUGUCAUUUGGCGGAGUCAUCACUUCUCUUCUGCUAAUGCUUGCAUUAACAUGGGCUGGUAUUUUUGAUGCGGUGGGUUUCAGACAAGAAGUUCCUUUUAUCAAUAUGCAGAGAAUGCCAGUCUCCACGGGGCUUUAUGCCUUCUGCUAUGCAGGCCAUGUUGUGUUUCCUACAAUUUACAGAUCAAUGAAAGAUCCCUCUAAAUUUGGCAGGGUCAUUUUGAUCAGCUUUGUGAUAGUCACUGCAGUUUACAGUGGCUUUGCUUGCCUGGGUGCCACCAUGUUUGGGAGCUUAGUUAGAUCGCAGAUAACUCUGAACAUGCCCAAACAUUUGCUGAUAACAAAAUUGGCUCUGUGGGCAACAGUGAUCACACCCAUGAGUAAAUAUGCACUGCAGCUGUCACCAGUGGCCAGAGAACUAGAAAACAUUGUGGCCUCUGCUUGGAAGCCUAGAGGAAGAAUGGUGGCAAGGGCCUGCAUAGUAUCAUUUCUUUUGCUCAGCAUACUGGCCAUGGCUCUUGCUUUGCCUUAUUUUGGAUAUGUGCUCUCUCUCACUGGAUCCUUUCUUAGCAUUACAAUGUCCAUCAUUCUUCCCUGUGUUUUCUACAUCAAAAUCAAACGUAAAAGCAUAUCGGUUUGGAUGAUAUUGCUCAACAGUUUUUUGAUUUUGAUAGGACUGGUUCUGGGUAUAUCUGGAACCAUAGCCUCAGCCAAAAAUCUCAUUGAAAGCAUACAUGGUCAUGCAAGGAAUUGAUUCAUAAUUGUUUCACUCAACAAAAAAAUACCCUACUGAGCUAUAUUUUAUGUGGGCAAUGGAUCGCAUUCUUCCUUUGUUCUCCUUGUGUCCCCCCUGAACCAAGAGAAUAAAAAAGAAGAAGAAGAAAUACGAAUUCUAUUUCUUGUUGAAAAUUU